CCUCGCCCCUCAACGUCACAACUAAGGCUAAGGGGCGGGCUUGACUCUGCGGAAGAGCGAGGCUAGACCCAGGCCCAAGUGGAGCUCUCUGGGACCGCUGGGGACUAGCAGGAUGGGCAGCAGCUCGCUGUCAGAGGACUAUCGCCUGUGCCUGGAGCGCGAGCUGCGGCGGGGCCGCGCGAGCGUUUGUGGGGACCCCUCGCUGCGCGCGGUGCUCUGGCAGAUUCUGGUGGAGGACUUUGACCUGCACGGGGCGCUACAGGACGACGCACUGGCUUUGUUCACCGACGGCCUGUGGGGUCGUGCUGACCUGGCGCCUGCCCUCCGCGAUCUGGCCCGCGCCUUCGAGCUCCUGGAGCUGGCUGCUGUGCACCUCUACCUGCUGCCCUGGAGAAAGGAGUUCACCAUCAUCAAGACCUUCUCGGGGGGCUAUGUGCAUGUGCUGAAAGGCGUACUCUCUGAGGAACUCCUGACUCGAAGCUUCCAGAAGAUGGGCUACGUACGCAGGGAUAACCACCGCCUAAUGGUGACUACCCCACCCCCAGCCUGCCAGCUGGUACAGGUGGCCCUCGGCUGCUUUGCUCUUCGGCUCGAGUGCGAGAUCCUAAGUGAGGUGCUGAGCCAGCUGGGUACAAGUGUACUACCAGCUGAGGAGCUGCUCCGAGCACGACGGGCUAGCGGGGAUGUCGCCUCUUGUGUAGCCUGGCUGCAGCAGCGGCUGGCCCAGGAUGAGGAGCCACCACCCCUGCCCCCCCGGGGCACACCUGCUGCUUAUGGGACCCCAGUGGACUUGUAUCAGGACGUGCAGGAGGAUGAGAGCUCAGAAGCCAGUCUAUAUGGCGAGCCUUCCCCAGGGCUGGACUCACCUCCUGUGGAUCUGGCAUAUAGGCCACCAAUCUGGGAGCAGAGUGCCAAACUCUGGGGUUCUGGGGACCAGCCCUGGGAACCUGCAGAUGACAAUCUGCAUGGGGCCAGUAGCCCACCAUAUGGGGCUCUGGAAGAGCAGCUGGAGCCAGGACCCUCUGCUUUCUCCUUCCUCUCUUUGCGCCGUGAGCUGAGUCGGUCAGAGGACUUAGCUCCCCCUGAAGGCACUGGGAGCCCUGGGCAAGCCAGCCCCCGACACAGGCAGGCAGAAGGAGCAGCAGGCUCAGCCUAUGGGCCUGUUGUGGAGCCCCUGGGCUACCAGGCACACAGCUGCCUGAGCCCAGGCAACCUGCCCACACUCUGCUGUGACACUUGUCGCCAACUACACGCUACCCACUGCACUGCCCUGUCUGCCUGCCGCCCGACUCAUUCACUGCGAAUACUUCUUGGUGACAACCAGAGACGCCUGUGGCUGCAACGAGCACCGGUGGACACCCUGCUCUAUGACAGUCCUGGGGCCCAUCCCUAGGCCCAGGUGGACCCCAAGUGUUUUGGGGAGACAGUUUCCAUGGUGCUCCUUUUGGAAAAGGGCCUAGGCCACCAACUGCCAGGCCAUCCUGCUCCCCUGGGGAGUCCAGGCCCUGCAGUUGGAAGAGGGCAGCGUUGGGUGGAGUG
Molecule: messenger RNA, 1539 nt
Organism: Acomys russatus (golden spiny mouse)
Lineage: Eukaryota; Metazoa; Chordata; Mammalia; Rodentia; Muridae
Gene: Spata2l
Product: spermatogenesis associated 2 like
Cellular component (GO): cytoplasm
Source: RefSeq, a predicted model, not a curated record